This is a messenger RNA of Bufo bufo (common toad), 3838 nucleotides long. Its product is annotated as FH2 domain-containing protein 1-like. Lineage: Eukaryota; Metazoa; Chordata; Amphibia; Anura; Bufonidae. Bases 1778 to 3412 code for a protein of 544 amino acids. The record is from RefSeq and is a predicted model, not a curated record. The transcript is spliced from 11 exons.
UCCAUCCAAAAGAGAGAGCCUGCCACAGACACUCCAUCCAAAAGAGAGAGCCUGCCACAGACACUCCAUCCAAAAGAGAGAGCCUGCCACAGACACUCCAUCCAAAAGAGAGAGCCUGCCACAGACACUCUAUCCAAAAGAGACACACUCCAUCCAGAAGAGACAGCCUGCCACAGACACUCCAUCCAAAAGAGAGAGCCUGCCACAGACACUCCAUCCAAAAGAGACACACUCCAUCCAGAAGAGACAGCCUGCCACAGACACUCCAUCCAGAAGAGACAGCCUGCCACAGACACUCCAUCCAAAAGAGAGAGCCUGCCACAGACACUACAUCCAAAAGAGACACACUCCAUCCAGAAGAGACAGCCUGCCACAGACACUCCAUCCAAAAGAGAGUCUGCAACAGAUACUACAUCCAGAAGAGACAGCCUGCCUCAGACACUACAUCCAGAAGAGACAGCCUGCCACAGACACUCCAUCCAAAAGAGAGAGCCUGCCACAGACACUACAUCCAAAAGAGACACACUCCAUCCAGAAGAGACAGCCUGCCACAGACACUCCAUCCAAAAGAGAGUCUGCAACAGAUACUACAUCCAGAAGAGACAGCCUGCCUCAGACACUACAUCCAGAAGAGACAGCCUGCCACAGACACUCCAUCCAAAAGAGAGAGCCUGCCACAGACACUCCAUCUUGUCAGAGACAGCCUCCCACAGACACUCCAUCCAACAGAGAGUCUGCAACAGAUACUCCAUCCAGAAGAGACAGCCUGCCAAAGACACUCCAUCCAGAAGAGACAGCCUGCCAUAGACACUCCAUCCAGAAGAGACAGCCUGCCAUAGACACUUAAUCUAGAAGAGACAGCCUGCCACAGACACUUAAUCCAAAAGAGACAGCCUGCCACAGACACUCCAUCCAGAAGAGACAGCCUGCCACAGACACUCCAUCCAAAAGAAAGAGUCUGCCACAGACACUCCAUCCUGAAGAAACACUCCAUCCAAAUGAAAGAGCCCACCAAAGACACUUCCUUCUAUACAUAGGUAGGAGACUGCCAGAGUCCCCCUCCAUCCUAUACAGAGAUUUUGUCAGACCCCCAUCCUGAGGAUGGCAAUUUGUGAAUAGUCAAUACUACACAGUGCCCUAAAGAGACAUCUCCCAUGACCUCUGUGCAUCUUCAGAAGAUUCAGUACAUCGUAUAGAUCCAGAAGACUCCAUCUUUCACAUGUGCUACAUCCUGAGGAGACACAAUCCAGCAGCAACCAGUCAGACAGGCUCUCUCUCCUAUAGAGACAUCCAAACACACACUCCAUUCAAUAGACACAUUCCAUUCCGAGGUGACAUCCUUUAAGCAUCAGAUACAGCCGGAGAGGGAUGCGUCAUGUAGAGACUUCUGCAUCUAAUCUCACAGGAACUUCAGCACCAUCUAUCCAACUGUGUAAUUGUAGCUUCAGCCCAUCAGAUGUUCCUCAUCUAAUAGAGACAUGUAGUGAUGGAGCCUGGACUGGCUCCAUGAGAGAGAACCUGUGGAAUGAGGGGCAGCAAUGAAUAGAGCCUUCCAGUACCUUCUUUGUUGACAUAUGUCCUCUUACUUGAGGGGAGUAUAGAUGUAUUAACUCUGUGUACACUUGGACUCCAGAUCAUAUCUGUCUCUGUGAGACAACCAAGACCUUCAUUGGAUGUGGAUCAGUCUAGCCGGGUCAAGCAAUUGAGAGAGGCUCUUCCGAGAGGUGCGAGGAGUGCCCAGCAGAGUAAGGUGUUUCUUUUGGAUUCCAAGAAGAGUAUGAACCUGGGCAUCUUCUUGAAGCAGUUUAAGAGACCUGUGCAAGUAAUGAUUGCGGACAUCAAGCAAGGAGUCGGGUCUAACUUUGGUGCAGAGAAAUUGGGGGAGCUGCAGCGACUGCUUCCAGAAAAAGAUGAGGUGAAGAGACUCCGAGCUUUUAAAGGAGAGCGGAGCGGUUUGUCUGAUCCAGAACUUUUCAUGGUGAUGUUGGUGGAAAUUCCCAGUUUCCACCAACGACUAGAAGUGAUGAUCCUGAAGGAAGAGUUCUUUCCCCACCUCAACUCUCUGAAGCAUGCGGUGGAGAUCCAGAUGGCGGCUGCCACCGAGCUGCUGCAGUGCGAGGAUCUGCACAUCAUCAUCCACCUGGUGCUGAAAGCUGGAAACUACAUGAACGCCGGUGGAUACGCAGGGAGCGCAAUGGGAUUUCGAAUGGGGUCUCUCCUAAAACUGGCUGACACUAAAGCAAAUAAACCAGGAAUGAACCUCAUGCACUUCGUAGCCAGGGAGACAGAGAGAAACAAUGGUUCACUUCUGACCUUCCCGGAGAAGCUGCCACAUAUCAGCCAGGCAUCCCGUAUCACAUCUCAGGAGGUGGAGAGUGACCUGGAGACCCUAUCUCAGAGACUUCAGACCACCAAGGAGGCUCUUCACAAUCAGCCAGACUUGAAGCAUGAAAUGGCACCCUUCCUGCAGGUAGCGGAGGUGGAGCUGUGUGAGGUCCUAUGUUCUCUGCAGAGUAUGAGAGACACUUGCCGGGCUUUGAUGGAAUAUUUCUGUGAAGAUGACUCCACGUUCCGGUUGGAGGAAAUGUGUCUCGUUUUCACCACCUUCUGCACCAAGUUCAUGUCUGCUAUUCAGGAGAACCGAGAGCGUGAGAAGGCUGAACAUCGGAAGGAACGUCUAGAGAAACGACGUUCAAUAGCAAGUUGUUCCUCACAAGACAAAGACCUUCAAGAUGUGGAAUUGGAGUUUUUGAUGCUUCGUUUUCCCCGCAGAAGUCGCCCAAGUAGAGGUCCACGGCCUCUCCCUCGUAGCCACUCAAUGGAGGUCCUUAAUACUUCACCCCUGAGUGGUGCAUUGCCCAAAGCCUCUGUGAGCACCUCAACCAACGUGACCGUGGAGCCCAUCAGGGAGGAGGAUGAUCACAUUGCAGAGAGCAGGCAGGGUCACGGACUGAGGAGACAACGAGAGGACAGCACAGAAUCUGAGGGAACACAGGAGACUCCUGGAAAGAUGAACAGGAGACAUACACUUGGCUGCCUCCCUUCUUACAGAGCAGAAGAGGAGGUGCAAUCCAUUCUUAUUACCUCCCCAGUAGCAUCUUCUACGGAUUCAUUGGUAUUAACUUGUGAGCCAGGCUCCCGCUCCUACCCAUGCUCUCCCAAUGUGAACUCCAUCAGCCAGGUUCUAAAAUUCAGUACUCCAGAUAGUUCUCAGAGGGACCCUCCCUCUCCUACCUCAGGCACCCCAAGCCCUUUCCGUCUGGGAGGACUCUUUCAGAGGAGAGGAAAUUUAAAGAGCCCUGAACCUCUAACCAUCCAACUAUUGGAUGGCUCCCCACGAGGAGGCAGUGAGGCCUCGGCACUCACCACCUUUCUGAGGCGUUUUGACAAUGCACUUCGAUCACCAAAAUAAGAAACAAAGGAUCCAAACUUCUGGCAACUUUACCAUGGUAUCUUCUAAUGUCACCAGCAUUGGCUAUCGAAGCCUCAUCCAGAUGGUCACCAGGGCAUUGGAUGGUUCCUGCACCAGGAGGGUGACCCCCCAUACCUCUUAAUCAUGUUUCUUGUGUUUUAAUCAUUGACCAGUCAUAGAAGUCAUUCGGGGGGUGGGGGUAAAUCGGCUGUGUCCCCGACUGACCCAUUGUUACUAGGAGAGGGUUCCAGAGGAGGCCUGCUUCGUGCCGGACUCUCAUGUUCCUCUCUGCUGACUAUUUUACUUUGAUCUGGGACGUUAUUAGAAGACACAGCUCUACCAUUUUAUGGUUCUUAAAUGUCCAUGCUGGACCGUUCUGCCCCGGCAGGUAUUCCCAUUGCGCCCCUGGCCAGGCACAAUCUUAAA